This is a messenger RNA of Porites evermanni, 241 nucleotides long. The record is from the annotation of a GenBank genome assembly. Lineage: Eukaryota; Metazoa; Cnidaria; Anthozoa; Scleractinia; Poritidae.
AUGCAUCCCUCUUUGGCGCCUCAUCUUCAUGGCGACUGCCUAGAAAUUAUACAGCAACUGCAUCGCUGUCACGAACAGGUUAAUAGUUAAACGUGUUGUGCGGUAAACACGUGCCUGCUUGGCCAUGUUCUUGUGCUGUAUACAAAUUUUUUUUUCGCCUUUCUUUGCAGCAUCCUGUUGGGAAUUCCUAGGCGAGUGCAAUGAUAUCAAAAGAGCAUUGAAUAGAUGUUUAAAAGAGGAG